Molecule: messenger RNA, 309 nt
Organism: Penicillium vulpinum
Lineage: Eukaryota; Fungi; Ascomycota; Eurotiomycetes; Eurotiales; Aspergillaceae
Exons: 2
Coding region: 1-309 (102 amino acids)
Source: RefSeq, a predicted model, not a curated record
AUGCAACCUGCGGAAAAGCCGACUCAAUCAAAAACUGUUUUAACCCUGCCUAGAGAGAAAACUCAAGAUGAAAUCAAGCUCGAACAGAGUGGAGAUAUUGAUGCUCUUCAACGGUAUCGGCGGAACGUGAUUCGCCAAGAAGAGUAUCUUUACACCGAUCGAGCGCUUAAGCUUCUCCGGAUAGAAGAAGACCUUCGAAGUACUGUCCAGGAAGAGCAGAUCCUCGCCAAGAAGCCCGAAACAACAGAUAUUGGUUACUGGAACGACAGUGGUGGAAAGUCCGAAGCUCAUUUGUGGAGGGACCGCUAA